This is a messenger RNA of Fundulus heteroclitus (mummichog), 956 nucleotides long. Its product is annotated as high mobility group protein B3. Gene Ontology annotation, biological process: regulation of transcription by RNA polymerase II. The transcript has 5 exons. Gene Ontology annotation, molecular function: DNA binding, bending. The coding region runs from base 148 to 750 and encodes 200 amino acids. Lineage: Eukaryota; Metazoa; Chordata; Actinopteri; Cyprinodontiformes; Fundulidae. The record is from RefSeq and is a predicted model, not a curated record.
CGCCUGCGUUCGACCCAGUUUGAAAGUGAAGCAACGGCUCCAGUCGCAGCUUCAGCCCCAAAACAACAACAACAGCCCGAACCUAGACCCAGAAAGCCCAGAGAUCCGGUCCGAGUCCCCUGUCCCGGGCCUCCUACCGUAGCCAUCAUGAUGCGUAAAGACGUGAACAAGCCGAAGGGGAAGACGUCGGCCUACGCCUUCUUCGUCCAGACGUGUCGGGAGGAACACCGCAAGAAGAACCCGGAGCAGUCGGUCAACUUCGCCGAGUUCUCCAAGAAAUGCUCCGAGAGGUGGAAGGCGCUGUCCCCCAGCGAGAAGAAGCGGUUCGAGGACAUGGCCAAGGCCGACAAGGUGCGCUACAACCGGGAGAUGAGGGACUACGUCCCCCCCAAAGGCUUCGGCAAGAGGGGCCGCAAGAGGAAAGACCCCAACGCCCCCAAGAGGCCCCCGUCGGCGUUCUUCGUGUUCUGCAGCGAGUACCGGCCCAGCGUGAAGCAGCAGUACCCGGGUCUGUCCAUAGGCGACUGCGCCAAGAAGCUGGGAGAGAUGUGGAGCAAGCUGAGCCAGUCUGAGAAGCUGCCCUACGAGGAGAAGGCCCAGAAGCUCAGGGAGAAGUACGACCGGGACAUGGUGGCGUACCGCGGAGGAGGAACCUUCGCCAGGAACCCUGACUCCUCAGCCCAGGGAGGAGAGGAGGAGGAGGAUGAAGAGGGAGAGGAGGAUGAGGAGGAGGAGGAAGACGACGAGUAGAAGGAGGAGGAGGAAGAGGAGGAGGUGGUGUGUGUUUCAGAGGAGCCGCUGGGAGGAGGUCAGAGGUCAGGUCCAGUCAGACAGGCUAGAGGUCAGAACGUGGUCCAGUCAGGAAGGUCAGGUUCCAGUCCUGCAGCAGGUAGGGAGGAGGAAGGUUCUGCUGGUUCUGGAUCAGCCUGGAAUGGGUCACCAUGUUCUGAUUGACC